CUGCGCUUGCGCAAAUUAUCGUGCAUUGCUCUUCUGAAGCUAAGGCCGGGAUCGGCGGCGUGUACGGCAAUCUCUACAACUAUGACAACGUCAGAACUUGCCUGCGUCUACAGUGCUCUCAUUCUUCACGACGAUGGAUUACCAGUGACUGCUGACAAGAUACAGAAACUUAUUACAGCAGCCAACGUGGAUGUCGAGCCUUUCUGGCCAGGACUAUUUGCUAAAGCUUUAGAGAAUCAAGAUGUCGGUGCUCUCAUCAGCGGAGCGGGUGCGGCAGCACCAGCAGCAGCAGCUCCAGCAGCAGGAGAUGCUGCUGCUAAGGAAGAGAAAAAAGAAGAAGAAGAGAAGCCUAAGGAAGAGGAGGAGGAAGAAUCUGAUGAUGAUAUGGGAUUAGGUCUCUUUGAUUAGACGUGUUGGUGCUGUUUGAAGAAACGUGUGUUUAUUGUCUUAUGCAGAACGAUUUAGCAAUGCUAGUCUCUAGUGUUUCAGUCACUGUUUAUAAGACAAAGAAUGCAUGGGUACUGAUAUGUGAUUGUAUGUGAAUAUUGUUCUUAUACGUGUAUUUCAUAAAAGAUCACCAACAUCAGA
Corticium candelabrum is the source of this 588-nucleotide messenger RNA. Its product is annotated as large ribosomal subunit protein P1-like. Gene Ontology annotation, molecular function: ribonucleoprotein complex binding; structural constituent of ribosome; protein kinase activator activity. Gene Ontology annotation, biological process: cytoplasmic translation; translational elongation. The record is from RefSeq and is a predicted model, not a curated record. Gene Ontology annotation, cellular component: ribosome; cytosolic large ribosomal subunit. Lineage: Eukaryota; Metazoa; Porifera; Homoscleromorpha; Homosclerophorida; Plakinidae. The transcript has 3 exons. Bases 82 to 408 code for a protein of 108 amino acids.